Ectocarpus siliculosus is the source of this 718-nucleotide messenger RNA. The record is from the annotation of a GenBank genome assembly. NCBI's taxonomy places the organism in Eukaryota, Phaeophyceae, Ectocarpales, Ectocarpaceae.
UGUCGACAUACUCAACACCGAGACCGGUGCCAUGUUCUCUUUACCGGGGCGACAAGCUCGCCGUUUACCCGGCAUGGGCGCCUCAGUAUAUCGUACUGUCGAAUGCUACCAAAUGUUAGGCUAUUCCAGACUGUUCGGCACGUCAGACCUGUGCGCGUUUGACGACAGUCGUCGAACUUGGGUCGAAGGAGGAGAGGUAGACAAGGGUACUGCGCAGAAGCUGGCGGCAGCAGGUCAGAUGUGGAGAUGGACAAGCCCAACGGGAACAUGGGAGGGGUCUGCCUUAUCAAUUAAAGUUUGUGAGGCUGUGCAAGGACUAAAGCAAGCGACCGCAGGUCUGUUGCAGCAUUGGGCAUCCCCACUAGCCCUUUCCGGAGCAUUCCCGUUCGUCUUGCCGGGAGUUGGACGACCGGCAUUGUUGCCACAGUCGCCAGAGCAUGACCAGGGGUGCGAGGAGGACGAGGACGAGGAGGAAGAAGGGGUAGAUUUGAUGGGGGGGUUAUUCGAAGGGGGCGUUUGGGCCACUAGCGUGAAGCGGAAGCGCGUUACGAAGAUGAGGAAGCACAAGUGGAGGAAAAGGCGGAAGCUCCAGCGCCAAUCGGCGUCUCGUAACAAGUAGCUAGGUUGCGGGCAUUACGUGUUUGCGCUCCUUGCUCUCCGUGGGCUGUGGACCUUGAUUUUUCAUCCUCUCGUCUCGGUGAUCUGGACUGAGCCGUAC